UAUUAUUGUUAGUGUGUCUGCCAGUCUCUCUCUUCUCAAUCUGCUCCUCUUUUGUUUUAUUUUCUCUUUCUAUUUUUCCCUCUCCUUUGCUUGAUCUUGCUGUAGAUGGUUAACUGCAUGCUCUCUCUUUCUCAUUGCCCCUCCCUCUGGUUUCUUGUCCUUGUACCUAUUGCAUUGUCUCUCAGAAUGACUUGACUAUUCCCAUUCGCUGGUCUUUUUGACCCUUUCUCCUGAUCUGGUUUCCCCGCCUGCAUUUCUCUUUAGUGACUAUCAACAUCUCUCCCUCUGUGCCUGCCUCCCAUUCCGUUCUCUCACACUAGCUCUGACGAGAUUCCUCUCUGUCUCUCGCUGUUGCCUUGUAUCUCCCUCCUCCUAUGAUUUUAUUUUUUUAACUGGGUGUGAUUCACUCCCGAAGUUUGGGACUGCUGAGCCCAGGAGUUACGUGGAGUCCGUGGUGAGGACAGCGGCAGUGGGAGCGAGCCCUGUGCAGGUUCCUGCUACCCCUUCGCAGAGCUACCCGGUGGAAACCCUGAGCAGGAGUGUACCCUGUGAGCCAUUGUUCACCGGCCCCAGCCCCAUCUCAAGCAGCAACCCCUUACACAGCAUGGAGAGAUCCUUCAUCGUCAGCUCUUCACCAGGAGACACCAAUGGGCAUGGAGUCACUCCGGCCCACCCAUCUCUGGAUUCCAGUUUGAGAUCGGCCAGUUUCUCUCAGCCAUCCUACGCGGAGAGCAGCUAUUUUAACAACAGCCUGUCUGACCCAUCAGCCCCUGGAACUGGCAGUUCCUCAGGAAGCUUUGUGAUAGCGCCAGAAUCAUCCCUGAGCCUCGGAGCGCCUCCUCAGGAGAGAUCAACGACUCAGUGCCCCCAGCCCCUCCAGAGGACAGUGGCCACCAAUACCCCACCCAGCCCGUCCCUGGGCAGGAGGAUGAUGAGCGCUGGGGCACCGGGAAGUCCUGGGAUGAGCAGGCACCAAGGGAGUCCGCACGGAGUUGGAGGCGGUCCUUCCAGCAGUCCCAUCCUGAGCCGAUAUCCGGGGAUUGUCAGCGCCAGUGCCCCAGUAACUCCCAGCAGUCCCAUCACUGAGCCGUACAGAUUCUGCACUCUGACAGGCCAACUGGAGCAGCAGUACCCCACCCUGACCCGCCAGGCCAGCUCCACGGGGUACGUCUCACCCGCGACACCAACAUUCCCCGUCUCACCAGCCUACUAUAACUCCAGCACCCCGGUGCCCGCCUCCUCCAGCCCUGUUCAAGCGGUGCCCGGCAGCUCCUCACCAUCUCUGAGCUGCACGGCCAGCAACCCCCAGCCUGCCCUGCCGGAGAAGAGGAGAAUGUCGAGUGGGGACCGUGCCAACAGCUCAACAAACUACGCCACUGUUAACGGCAAGGCCACGGCAGGGAUGCCCAGCGCAGUCACCAGUGCCAACAGCCGCAGUGUACCAACUGUCGCCUUCUCACACACUCUACCCGACUUCUCCAAACUCUCACUACAUGAUGGCAGCCCUGAAGCGAGAGCCCAUGUCAAGUUUGUUCAGGACACGUCCAAGUACUGGUACAAGCCGGAUAUAUCCCGAGAGCAAG
Molecule: messenger RNA, 1583 nt
Organism: Chiloscyllium plagiosum (whitespotted bambooshark)
Lineage: Eukaryota; Metazoa; Chordata; Chondrichthyes; Orectolobiformes; Hemiscylliidae
Source: RefSeq, a predicted model, not a curated record